CCUUCAACCUGUUUUAUUAUAAACACUGAAACGUUUGUAAGAUUAAGGGAAAGAAUUUAAAUUGCAAUUUUCAUUUUAUGCAAGAACGUCAACAUGGCCGGACUAACGCUGAUCUUCGCGUGUGUUUUCCUCGCCUUGGCUAUUAUGCACGGCUCAGGGGCGGCUGAAGAAGUGUGUUCUAAAUUCUCAUAUGAACAGGAAAUUAUUGCGAGUGUGCUUAAGAUGAAAUUAAAUGUGGAACAGAUGGAACAGGAAAUAAAGAAAACACAGGAAGAUAUUCUAAAGGUUCUUGAAGAGCAGAGGGAGAAAAUGGAGAAGUUUGCAAAGGACUACAUUACCAUGAGAGAUAUUCUUGUCGUAGUCAUGGAGAACAAAACGGCUGAAGUUGCCAAAGUAUUAGACAACAAAACUGCUGAAGUUGAUAAAGUAUUAAGAGAGACAAGCGUUGUGGAACAACCCAAACUCUCGGUGGCAUUUACAGCACAUACAACCGAUCACUAUACGUCAAAGACAGGAGACCAAACUAUAAUUUUUCCGUCUGUUGUUACAAACGUAGGAGAUGCAUACAAUCAGACAUCUGGUGAAUUUGUAACACCUACACCUGGAACGUACUACUUUUUCACUAGCAUACUUUCGUGGAUUGGAGAUGCAUUUUGGGCUUAUAUUGCAGUCAACGGUUCUAGGAAGACAACUCUGUACGAACGAGGUGCAGAUGGAGGGUACGGAAUGGCAAGUCAGGCUAUCGUUAUAAAGUUGAAUGAAGGUGAUAGAGUCACUGUGAAAACUACCCAAAGCGGAGAAAAAAUAUUUGGUGCAGGCUACACAACAUUUAGUGGAUUCUUGAUCAAUUGA
Molecule: messenger RNA, 852 nt
Organism: Mercenaria mercenaria
Lineage: Eukaryota; Metazoa; Mollusca; Bivalvia; Venerida; Veneridae
Product: complement C1q-like protein 2
Exons: 2
Coding region: 94-852 (252 amino acids)
Molecular function (GO): protein binding
Source: RefSeq, a predicted model, not a curated record